Thrips palmi is the source of this 3847-nucleotide messenger RNA. RefSeq names its product inositol polyphosphate 5-phosphatase K-like. Gene Ontology annotation, molecular function: phosphatidylinositol-4,5-bisphosphate 5-phosphatase activity. Gene Ontology annotation, cellular component: plasma membrane; ruffle; cytoplasm. The coding region runs from base 232 to 1545 and encodes 437 amino acids. Gene Ontology annotation, biological process: phosphatidylinositol dephosphorylation. The transcript is spliced from 11 exons. The record is from RefSeq and is a predicted model, not a curated record. NCBI's taxonomy places the organism in Eukaryota, Metazoa, Arthropoda, Insecta, Thysanoptera, Thripidae.
AUACAAUAACAUAGGUGACAAUACCAAUAUGAAAGUAGAGCAUUAGCAGAACGAAAACAAGAGAAAGUCGAACCAGUCUGCUGUGUUUGUGUGUGCGUGCGUAGUGGACCUACAAAACUGCAUCAUGACUAAGUGAAACUAAUCAAAACUACUGCUAAGGAGACAUACCAGACUACUUUCUUAGCACACUCAAUCUUCGAAUUUCGCAACAGCUUAGAAGACAGCAACAAUAUGGAUAGCUUACGUCUGUAUUUGGUCACUUGGAAUGUAGCGACCCAAGCACCAGAGGAGGAUGUCACUGCACUUCUUGGUUUGAGCAAUCGCUCACCUAAGGACAAGCUCCCCGAUUUGUAUUUUAUCGGCCUCCAAGAGGUAAAAUCUCAGCCUCAGAACAUGCUUCUGGAUGCCCUGUUUGAUGAUCCAUGGUCAAACACCUUCAGGACUGUUAUGGCAAAACAUAAAUAUAUCAAGAUAAAGACCAUUCGACUACAGGGCUUAGUUCUCAGUGUCUUCAGUCUCAGCCACCAUCUAACCCACUUGAGAGACAUCCAGACACAGUUUACAAAAACUGGCCUCGGAGGAAUGUGGGGAAAUAAAGGAGCUGUAACUAUUCGCUUUAAUCUAUACGGAUGUUCAAUUUGUGUUGUGAAUUCUCACUUAACGCCCCAUGACCAUCUGUUAAAAGAACGUGUUGCUGAUUACAACACUAUUGUUGGCUCUCAAUCAUUCUCUGUUGGAGAGACGUCUCGAAUAUUCCUUCAUGACUAUGUAUUUUGGAUUGGAGACUUGAAUUUCCGUUUGGCUGAUCCAAAUGUUCUAACUGGUCCAGAAAUAAAACGUCUGGUUGAAUGUGGCGAGUUGAAAUCACUGCUGGACAGGGAUCAACUUCGACAAGCUAUGGCUCUUGGCUCAGCUUUCAGUGAAAUGACAGAGCAGCUUCCAAGCUUCCCUCCUACUUACAAACAUCACUUGCAUAGUUCUGCCUAUGAUUUGAAACGUCGACCAUCUUGGACAGACAGGGUACUGCAUUUUGUGCAUAAAAACGUCUAUGAAAACAUUACUUUGCAUGCUGAACAACUGUCAUACACCAGUGUCCCUCAAUAUGAGCAAAGUGACCAUAAACCAGUUAUAUCUGAGUUUGCAAUUAAGGUUUUCAGUGACUAUCAUGAUAGAUUGGUUGAAUUCAUGCCUGUUGAAGACUGGUAUUUGGAUGAGAUGAACAGUGUAUUUUGUCACAUUGGAGAUGAUGUGAAACAUUCCCCAUGGGACUGGGUUGGUCUCUACAAGGAGGACUUUUCAAGUUUGGAUGACUAUCUUUGCUAUGUCUAUGUAAGCACUACUCCAUUUUGGGCUGAGCAAAGUAUAAAUCAAUCCAGCCAGAAUCGUAAUACCUUAAAAUUGACUUUCCCUGAUACUGCUGCUCGGCUGCCUGGUAAAUACCAGGUUGUCUAUGUCACGAAUAGCCCUGUUUCUGUUUUGGGAAUCAGUGCCCCUUUCCAAGUCUAUUCUCCACGGCAGCCAACUUUUGAUUGGGGGCAAUCAUGACCGCCCUGCCGCCAGUGGCUGCUAAUGCAUCAAAGUCUUGCCUGUUCCUGAAAAUAUCUUCCUCAUUUCUCUUUCUUUUCUGUGUGCAGAUUCAAGGUAUACCAGAGAUUAAUUUUUACCUCUAGUGUAUGAAGUAAAUGUUUUAAGAAUUGGGUAAAAUGACUUUUUACCCUGGAAAAACAUAUGUUGGUGUAUGGUGUGGUUUGUGUUAAUUGCCAGACUGAACAUAGUACAAUGUGUGGUGGUAUCUGUGUAAAACCACGCAAUUGCAUACUGAUUAGUGCUUAAGCAGCUAGCUGUGACAACUCAGUUUUAUUUUUUUGACCCUCUGAAUCAUUCAGGUCCUGAGUUGUCAGUGCUUGAUCUUUUACCUUUUAUGAUUUUAUAGAUGGUUUAAAGUUUGAGUCAUUAAUCAACAUUUUUAGCACUCUGUGAAGGAUUUUUUAAAAAUCUUUACAAUACUAAAUACGGAUUCUGUACAAAACCUUGUUUGAAUUUAGCUUCCCAGUUACCUUUACCUUGCAUUUACUGUAUAUGUUAAGUCACCAUAGCUUAUUUUAGUGAGAGUUCUAUUUUCCUAUGAGAUUGUUUUCAUAUAUCAUUCCUCAUUCUAUUGUCUGUUGUACCCCUAGAAGUGAACAACAUAUGGCAAACAAGGGUGUUGUUUGAAAAACCACUUGUUUUCUUGUUGUUGUAGUUGUUGUUUUUGUGUUCUGGCAGCUCAGUGCAGCUUCAUAGAUGUGUGACAUGACCUUGUACCUGUCAAUCCAUGAGUAUACUGGUAAUUUCAGUAAAAACUGCUAUGUUAAUAUUAUAAGAUUUGUCAUAUUACAUGCAAUCAUGUUUAUUUUUUCCAUUUUAUUAAAAUGGUGGCUGCAUUAUUUUUACUAAAUUGUAAAUUUUGAAGAGAAAACGUUGGUUUUUUUCUCUUAUAGUUUGUAACCCAGAGAGCACAAAUGACUGCUUUUGCUGUGAGGUUACACUGCUUACAAAUGGAGUCUCUUCUAUAUCCGUCCUUAAAGUAAAUUCAUAUGUUACUUUGUGUUGAUUUGUGUUUUACAUACUAUGCAUAUAAUCCGUUAAAGUCUGUUCAGAGACUAGAUGAACUAGUCUUUGGUAAUGAGUAAUGAGUAACGAGUGACCUUUGCCUAAGGUAUGUGGAAUGUUUCAUUGGCUGUUACUUUAAAUGUGUUAUGACUUACGGGUCAUUAUCCUGAUAAUGGUGAUACUUAAUAUUGGGUCUUACAUUGCAUGAUUAUGCUGUACUUGCGAUCAGUGAGCUCCACAAUCUGUGAUAUGAGAAGUUUCUUAGAAUGCAUUAGAAUGAAAAAUCAAUUGAAGUUUAUGGCUUUUCCUUAUUUUCAUCUGUAGACUCUUAUUUGAAGUGCAGCGUAUUCUCUGUACUGAAUUUAUGCUUGUUUGUUUCAUCCCGGCCCCCCUUUUUUUGGCCAGUAUGAGUCGGUACUAUUAUCAAUCUACUUAAUCUCUUUGUGGUAAAGGGUAGAAUUAUUGAAUCAGUCGUGCAUCAGGCAAAAAAGGUCUCAAAUUAUUAUUUUUUUUCAUUUGAAAAAAUUGGGUGUUUAGAAAACAACAAUCGUUUCUCAGUAUUCUUAGGACAAAAUGCUACCAUGUUCCUAAUUUGCAUAUAUAAUUGGCUAUUAAGUUUCUAAUUAUCAUUUUUGCAAAGGGUCACCUGGCUUGAAUUAUUGACAAUUUUACAGUAUAAUCCUAGAAAUUGUUUAUGGGGCCCUUUCUACUUAUAGGUGCUUGCAAUCAGAAGAUAAGAACAAUGCUACAUUCAAAGUACCAUAAUUAUGACAUUGCUCAAAUCAAUCAGUCUUAUGUUAAAUUAAGACUAACCUGCUUACUCUAGUCCACUGUCAGUAUCUUUUAAACUACACACUCCUUUGAUAAUUAAUGGAUUUUAAAAAUUUGGCAUCUUAGUUUUUGCAUCAGUUAGCACGAAUGCCUAUCUACUUAAUGCCCUAUUGUUUAUCUUGGUCAUGUAUCGCAUGAACCUAUCUUAAUACCUCAUUCAACCAAAUGAACUAAUACAUCAGUCAGAAUUGGAGGGAGCCAAUACUAUGCUGAAAUGACCCAAUGACAUGUACUGCACAAAACUUUGCCUAAGGGAUGUUCUCUUUAGAAAUUUGUUACUGAACUGAAGAGAAGUUUAUUGAGUUGUUAUUUGACAAUAGUCGUUGAUUUAGAUUGUUGUACUGUCUUCAUUACACUUGUUUAGUGACACUGUCUGCCUGAAUUUGUUUUGCAUCAAUAUUAUAAAGUGUAUUGUUGAACUGUU